Messenger RNA from Pollicipes pollicipes, 604 nucleotides. RefSeq lists its product as uncharacterized. The record is from RefSeq and is a predicted model, not a curated record. NCBI's taxonomy places the organism in Eukaryota, Metazoa, Arthropoda, Thecostraca, Pollicipedomorpha, Pollicipedidae. The transcript has 3 exons. The coding region runs from base 185 to 604 and encodes 139 amino acids.
CCACCAAUCGGCGGCGGCCAUUUUGCAGACGGUCGCCCACGAGCCAGAGGCGAGCGCAGCGUCGGAGCCGCGAGCCUCCGACAUCCCGCAGCUGGACGCCGUGUCGGAAGGUGACGUGACGCUGUCGCCGGGCCGGCCGGCGCCGGCCGUCGACGGCGACUCCACCUGCGCCAACCACAGCCGCAUGACGUCGGCCACCUCGGCGCCGCCGCCCGACUACGAGAACGUCAUCGCCGUCAACGUGCACCGGGCAGACCUGGGCGUGCGUGCCUGGCGCGCCUACUCGGACGUGGGCGACAGCGCGCACAACUACAGCGUCGUCACCGAGCGCGCCGGCCGCCUGGACGACUCGGCGACGGAGCCGGCCGACCAGGAGGGCCCGGCCGGCGGCCGGCACACGUACGAGAACACCGACAACGUGGCGCUGAUGAUCGCGCACCUGGAGGACGCGCCGCCGGCGCCGCCCGUGCCCGAGGCGAGCCCCCAGGCGGCUGGGCCGACGCGCGACUCCAGCCUGCUCGUGGCCACGAUCGACGGCCGUCGAGCGCUCGGGGUCUCGGCGCAGAGCUCGUACGUGAAUCUGAGGGAGUGUGCUGCCGUAUGA